Amphimedon queenslandica is the source of this 1499-nucleotide messenger RNA. RefSeq names its product protein FAM78B-like. Bases 222 to 1265 code for a protein of 347 amino acids. NCBI's taxonomy places the organism in Eukaryota, Metazoa, Porifera, Demospongiae, Haplosclerida, Niphatidae. The transcript has a single exon. The record is from RefSeq and is a predicted model, not a curated record.
AUGAUAACUGACACAAGAUAUAGCCUGAUAGACACUUGUGUGCCAUUCUGAGGGGCUAGUCACUUGGGCCCACUUCUUUUAUUUAAGUCUGGCCAUUUAAAUUCUCUGGCUAACUGCUAGACAAAGAGAAAGACCCGGCUCAUAGUCUCUCUAUACAAAGGAACUUUAAUAAAAGGAGAGGAAUAAACGCUAUAACUAUUCUACAGUUUCAGUUACAAGCCAUGACGAUAGAAGAAGAAAAGAGCACAAGAGGAGCAGCAACAAGCGGGGCUGUACCGCUAAAGACAGCCUCAAACCGCAGCCCUUCGAGUAGAAGCUCUUCUCCUCGGAAAUUCGCUGUAAUCCGCAGCACAGCUGUCGUAGAUCAGAUGUGUACCCUCACGAAAGAAUCCCACUCCACGCUGAACUACAUAACGCCGCACUUUAGAGCAGAAGCAGAAGUACAAAUCGGACCACUGGGAGAAGGAGAGGUGUACACCAUAGGUUGGGUCCAAGCUGUUACCUCCAUGGUCUUCACAAACACUUACCCAACUGGUCAAUCCAGUUGGGAGAUACAGGAGCUCAACACCGGUGAGACUGUGGCCGUAAGCGAUGCAGACGGUCGUAAGUACCCGUGGUACGGGAUUACGACCGAGUGUCAAACGGUCAGCGGCCCCGAUCCUUCUCACAGACGCAUAAAAGUCCUCAUGAAUGACAAUUUCUCUCCAACGGUAAGCUGGGCAGUCCCUGUGGGUAGAGAUCAGCCAGAUGCAUUACAAAGAGUGCAUAGAGACCAAUCAUUCUUGGUGUGGUUAAUAGCUAAGAAUGAAAUCACUGGUGCCAUACAACCCCUGAAGGCAUAUCGCUGGAGAGCCAUUAUCAACAUUGCAGUUGACUGCAGUAGAGAGAUAGGACAAAGAGCUAAAGUGCUGGAGCCUAAGAUACAAGCACAGCCAUUGGAACUAUUUGAUCUACGCAUUCCACAAUCAGCAGUUCAGUCGCCAAGGGCCAACGAAGCACAGAAGUUUGUGUGGAGAACAAGAGAAAGUGAAAUGAUAUUCGAAGUGUCUUGUAACCCACCAUUACCACCAACACUGCAGCCUUGCUUAUCAUCUUCAUCUUUCUCAAGUUCUUCCCUGUCUUCUCUCUCGCCAUCGCCAUCUUCUUCAUCACUCUCACCCUCACCUCCUCCGUCUCUCUCUCCUUCUCCCUCACCCUCUCCCUCUCCCCCAAGCUCUUCAGAGACAAGGUAUUGUGGAUCCUCUAUUCGCUACUCACCCUACUAGAAAGAAAAUAAAAAGAAUUGUGAAGAUAAUGUUUUAUAUAUAAUUUUAUUUAUAUACUAAUACAACACCAAUCCAGUCUGGAAUCCUACCCUCUCCCCAUCUCUCUCUCUCUCUCUCUUUUAAAUUUCUUUUUGUUUUAUAUCAGUUCUAACAUCCAGACUCUCUCUGUCUUUAUUUUUCUAAAACUGUCAUACAAAAUAUCUCCUCACUCUUGUAAUACUUUUAAUAGCACGU